Diorhabda sublineata is the source of this 1308-nucleotide messenger RNA. Its product is annotated as exosome complex component MTR3-like. The coding region runs from base 104 to 952 and encodes 282 amino acids. NCBI's taxonomy places the organism in Eukaryota, Metazoa, Arthropoda, Insecta, Coleoptera, Chrysomelidae. Gene Ontology annotation, cellular component: nuclear exosome (RNase complex); nucleolus; cytoplasmic exosome (RNase complex). The record is from RefSeq and is a predicted model, not a curated record. The transcript has 3 exons. Gene Ontology annotation, biological process: rRNA catabolic process; U4 snRNA 3'-end processing; nuclear mRNA surveillance.
GACACUACAAAAGAGAAGAAUAAAGAAGCAAAUACAUAACCUAAAUUUAAAUAGUGGUAUGUGAAUGUAUAUUUAAUAAAUCCAAUAGUAAUAAGUUUAUAUUAUGCCAGUAGACCAUAAAAGAAUAAAUGGACCGGAUGAAACUUUGCCUUAUAAUUUAUUUGCAAAGUCAAACAAAAAGUCUUCACUUCAAGAAUAUGAGGACAUUGUUAAAAAAGGAAAAAGGGGCGACUCUAGAUCUUACCUAGAGCACCGAAAGCUAUUUAUUAAAACAGGUGUUGUGAGUCAAGCUAAGGGUUCCGCUUAUAUAGAAUUAGGGAAGACCAAAGUUAUUGUAUCGGUUUUUGAUCCCCGAGAAAUUCCUAAUAGAACAGAGUAUUCUCUGAAAGGUGAAAUCUAUUGCGAAUUUAAAUUUGCACCUUUUAGUUGUAAAAAACGGCGAUUACAUCAGCAGGAUGCAGAAGAAAAGCAAUAUAGUGCUAUUAUGAAACAAGCUUUAGAAUCUACUGUUUGCCGCCAUGAAUUUCCCAACUUUCAGGUUGAUGUUUAUGCAUUAGUGUUGCACAAUGAUGGUUCUUCGCUGAGUGCUGCGAUAACAGCAGCUGGUUUGGCACUUAGUCAGGCAGGAGUUCCUAUGUAUGAUCUUAUAACUUCUAUAACCUUAGCAUUACAGAAGGACACUAUAUUAUUAGAUCCUACCAUGAAAGAACAAAACAUUUGUUACUAUCCAAUUCACAAACAAAAUGAUCAUGGUGUUAUUAUUAUAUCCAAACUUCAUUCCCAUAACCAGAUAUCGCAGUUUUAUCAGACAGGAAGUAUUUCAUUGCACAAAUUAAGUGAAGCUUUUGAAACCCUCAAUAAAAGUUGUGAAGAGAUUGUUCCUCUAGUACAGAAAUGUUUGGUUAAACAUGUUAUUAAUAAUUUAAAAAACAGUGAAGUUAGUGAUAAAUAAAAAUUGAUUAUCUAUGUUCCAUAUUUUAUUAUUUCUCACAGCAUUUCAAUUAAUAUGAAAUUUUGUAAAACUAUGUGGAGCUUUAAUCAAUAAAUUUAAAAAAAAAAAUAGUAGGAAAUCGGGAGUUAUUUCCGUUAUUACUUAAUCCAUGUUUUAUUUCAGAGAUGAACGAAUAAUAUAUCCAAAAUCUCUAGAAACUCCAUUUAUUAAUUACCAUAUUCCAUUAUAUGACUUGUAUAUUAUUGUAUUCAAAAAUUAUAGAUUUUUGAAUUGUAGUUCUACUAUAUAAUUUGUAAUAAUUUGGAAAUUGCAGAAUAUCAAUAAAUAUAUUUUAAAGUUUCAUCAAUACCUUUAAA